Danio aesculapii is the source of this 315-nucleotide messenger RNA. RefSeq names its product small integral membrane protein 36-like. The coding region runs from base 22 to 315 and encodes 97 amino acids. NCBI's taxonomy places the organism in Eukaryota, Metazoa, Chordata, Actinopteri, Cypriniformes, Danionidae. The transcript has a single exon. The record is from RefSeq and is a predicted model, not a curated record.
ACCAUCAUCAUCGGCGCCACCAUGCGCUUCAUCGCGGACGAUGUGGAGAUCGACCCGGUCACCCUCAACCUCAUCAUCCUGAUCGCCAGCUAUGUCAUCCUCCUCCUUGUCUUCCUCAUCUCCUGCAUCCUCUACGACUGCCAGGGCAAAGAUCCCACCAAGGAGUAUGCACCUGACCCCGUGCCCAACGUCAACCCGGCACCCAUCCGGCUGGUGGUCAUGCAGAACUCGCCCGCCAACGCCCGCUGGGACCAGAACAAGAUGGUGACCUCCUACGAUCCUCCAGGCACAGAGAAAAAGAGUACUUUGGUCUGA